CUCAUCAUUUCUUUCUCUGUUUUAAUUUCUCUCCUCUCAGAUGGCUGCUACUUCGAUAGAUCCUCUGAUCAUGUGUAGAAUAAUUGGAGAUGUGGUGGAUCUAUUUGUGCCCACAACAGCCAUGAAUGUCUACUAUGCAACCAAGCAUGUUACUAAUGGCUGCAGCAUCAAGCCUUCCAUGGCUUUCAAUCCCCCAACUGUCACCAUUUCCGGUUUGCCUGAUGAGCUUUACACCCUGGUCAUGACAGAUCCAGAUGCGCCCAGCCCUAGCGAGCCCUCCAUGAGAGAAUGGGUGCACUGGAUUGUGGCCAACAUUCCCGGAGGUACCAAUUCUGGUCAAGGAAAAGAGAUAGUGUCAUACAUGGCUCCAUGCCCAGCUGUUGGAAUUCACCGUUAUAUUCUAAUACUAUUUAGACAGUCCAUAUAUGUGGACCAAACUAUUGAGAAGCCAAAUAUCAUAACCAGAGCCAACUUCAACACUAGAGAUUUCGCUCAUCACCUAAGCUUGGGGGUUCCAGUUGCAGCUGUUUACUUCAAUGCACGAAAGGAACCCAUCAACCGACGAAAGAAUGUCUAA
This is a messenger RNA of Impatiens glandulifera, 577 nucleotides long. RefSeq names its product protein MOTHER of FT and TFL1. Lineage: Eukaryota; Viridiplantae; Streptophyta; Magnoliopsida; Ericales; Balsaminaceae. The transcript is spliced from 4 exons. The record is from RefSeq and is a predicted model, not a curated record. Gene Ontology annotation, biological process: response to abscisic acid; positive regulation of seed germination. Bases 41 to 577 code for a protein of 178 amino acids.